Molecule: messenger RNA, 1970 nt
Organism: Panicum virgatum (switchgrass)
Lineage: Eukaryota; Viridiplantae; Streptophyta; Magnoliopsida; Poales; Poaceae
Product: hexose carrier protein HEX6-like
Exons: 3
Coding region: 112-1674 (520 amino acids)
Biological process (GO): monosaccharide transmembrane transport
Cellular component (GO): membrane
Molecular function (GO): monosaccharide transmembrane transporter activity
Source: RefSeq, a predicted model, not a curated record
CUCCGCCUGCCAAGGAGAAGCUGAAACUUUAUUCGAAAAAUAAAAAAAAGGAGAAGCUGAAGCUGGAUAGGCGCUAGCGAGGGAGGCGGCCGGGGCAGGACAGAUUCGCAGAUGGCGAUCGGCGCGUUCGCGGAGGCCGCUCCGGCGGACGGCGGGGAAGGAUACAGCGGCCGCGUGACGCCGUUCGUGCUGCUGUCCUGCGUCGUCGCCGGCAGCGGCGGCAUCCUCUUCGGCUACGACCUCGGCAUCUCCGGUGGUGUCACCUCAAUGGACUCGUUCCUGAAGAGGUUCUUCCCGGAGGUUUACCGUCAGAGUCAGGCGCAGGACACCAGAGUGAGCCACUACUGCGAGUUCAACAGCGAGCUCCUCACCUUGUUCACGUCCUCCCUGUACGUUGCUGGCCUUGUCGCAACUCUCGUUGCGGCUUCCAUCACAAGGAGGUAUGGCCGCCGUGUGUCGAUGCUCAUCGGUGGCACCGUCUUCGUCGCUGGCUCAGUGUUCGGUGGCGCAGCUGUAAAUGUUCCCAUGCUUAUCCUUAACCGAAUCCUACUCGGAAUUGGUCUGGGAUUCACUAAUCAGUCUAUCCCAUUGUACUUGUCGGAAAUGGCGCCGCCGCGAUACCGUGGGGCAAUCAACAAUGGCUUUGAGCUUUGCAUCAGCCUUGGCAUUCUCUUUGCAAACAUCCUCAACUAUUUUGUUAUAAAAAUUACAGCAGGAUGGGGAUGGAGGAUAUCCCUGUCCAUGGCAGCACUCCCUGCUGCGUUCCUAACCAUCGGUGUGAUCUUCCUUCCUGAGACACCAAGCUUUAUAAUCCAACGCGAUGGUGACACCAACAAGGCAAGGAUCCUGCUCCAGAAGCUGCGUGGAACAACCUCAGUCCAAAAAGAGCUUGAUGACUUGGUUUCUGCUAGUAACCUCUCAAGGACAACACAGUAUCCAUUCAGAAACAUAUUCAAGAGAAAGUACAGGCCGCAGCUUGUAGUAGCACUGCUGAUCCCAUUCUUCAAUCAGGUUACUGGGAUCAAUGUGAUGAACUUCUAUGCACCAGUCAUGUUCAGGACAAUCGGUCUCAAGGAGAGGGCGUCCCUCUUCUCCUCAGUGGUGACACGCCUAUGCGCAACAUUUGCCAACAUCAUAGCAAUGAUGGUGGUUGACAGGUUUGGGCGCAGGAAGCUCUUCCUUAUAGGCGGUGUGCAGAUGAUCCUCUCGCAGUUCACUGUUGGUGCAAUAUUGGCUGCAAAGUUCAAGGACUCUGAGGACAUGGACAAUGAGUAUGCAUACCUAGUGUUGAUCACAAUGUGUGUGUUCGUUGCAGGCUUUGCGUGGUCAUGGGGCCCUCUUACAUUCUUGGUCCCUGCUGAGGUUUGCCCACUGGAGAUCAGGUCCGCAGGGCAGAGCAUUGUUGUUGCUGUGGUUUUCUUGAUGGCAUUCGUGAUCGGCCAGACUUUUCUUGAGGUUCUUUGUGGUAUCAAGUCAGGGACGUUCUUUGUAUUUGGUGGGUGGAUCUGCUUGAUGACACUUUUUGUUUAUCUGUUCUUGCCGGAAACAAAGAAGCUGCCCAUGGAGCAGAUGGAGCAGGUCUGGUCGAGGCACUGGUUCUGGAAGAAGAUUGUAGGGGAGAAGGUGGAGAAGAAACAAGCAAAAUCAGGGGAAACAGCUUUGCCGAGCUUGUAGUUCUUUUCUGAAUUGCGGGUGCAUUUAAUCAAAUCUGCAAAGAAAAUAUAGUAUGGGAUUACCAUUAGCAGAUGUAAAUGUAUGAUUGUAUGUAACUAGUGUUUGCUACUAGUUUGCUGCCCUUGUCAGAUCCUAUAACUGACCACUAGAAACAUCCGUAUAUAUAGAGAGAAAAAGCGUGCCCCUGUAAAGCAGAUUUAGAGAAAUUGAGAGUCAACAAAUACUAAAAUAUUGUAACUCUCCUGCUGGUUCCGUUUCAAAAAGAAAAUCCUAAAACACUGGGAAAUACCCCAAAA